Gekko japonicus is the source of this 5280-nucleotide messenger RNA. It is a transcript of the gene NRDC, whose product is annotated as nardilysin convertase. The record is from RefSeq and is a predicted model, not a curated record. NCBI's taxonomy places the organism in Eukaryota, Metazoa, Chordata, Lepidosauria, Squamata, Gekkonidae. Gene Ontology annotation, molecular function: metalloendopeptidase activity; metal ion binding. Gene Ontology annotation, biological process: proteolysis. The transcript has 32 exons. The coding region runs from base 47 to 3535 and encodes 1162 amino acids.
CCGGGGGUUGGAGUUGAAGUGCCGGGCCGGGUUUGGCCCACGGUGGAUGCGAAGGGUAGCGUUCGCCUUCGCGCGCGCGGCGUCAGGGGUGAAGCAGCUCCAAGCGCGGCGAGUCAUUGGCAGCCACCGUCGCUGUAACGGUGCGGGUCACCCAAAAGCCAGCUCCCGACGGACCGUCAUCGAGCCCCUUCUGUGCCACUCUGUCGCACUUCCAUCAACAGGCAUGCCUGGCAGGGCCAAAGCCUCGUCUGUCUGCGGCCCCGACCAGCCACAGGACUUGGAGAGCAGCCGUGGGGCUAAAGCCGGCGCCGUCCAGGAAGAGCCUGAGGGGGGAGGAGAAGGAGGCGCUGCUGCUGUCGCCGACUGCGGACAUAGCCCCAACCUGGGGGAUCCGGAGAUUAUCAAGUCUCCCAGUGAUCCCAAACAGUACAGAUACAUCAAGCUACAAAAUGGCUUAUGUGCUCUGCUGAUUUCGGAUUUGAAUAACCCAGACGGUAGCCCUUGUGCAGCAUCUUCAGAGGGAGAAGAGGAGGAGGAGUCUGAGGAAUGCACGGAUGAGGAUGAUGAUUCUGGAGCAGAAAUAGAAGAUGAUCAGGAAGGAUAUGAUGAUGACGGUGGUGAAUAUGAUGAUGAUCUUGAUGACACUGACAGUGAGUUGGAAGAGCUGGCAGAUAAAGAGGAGACCAGAAAGAGAAACUGUACAGAAAAGCAGUCUGCAGCUGCACUUUGUGUAGGCGUUGGCAGUUUCUGCGACCCUGAAGAUCUGCCUGGGUUGGCACAUUUUCUGGAACAUAUGGUUUUUAUGGGCAGCUCAAAAUAUCCGGAUGAGAAUGGGUUUGAUGCAUUUCUGAAGAAGCACGGGGGCAGUGAUAAUGCCUCAACAGAUUGUGAGCGGACAGUCUUCCAGUUUGAUGUACAGAGGAAGUAUUUCAAGGAAGCCCUUGACAGGUGGGCACAAUUUUUUAUUCACCCUUUAAUGAUUCAGGAUGCAAUUGACCGGGAAGUUGAGGCUGUGGACAGUGAAUAUCAGCUUGCAAGGCCCUCUGAUACAAACCGAAGAGAAAUGUUGUUUGGAAGUCUUGCCAAGACUGGCCAUCCUAUGAAGAAGUUCUUCUGGGGUAAUGCAGACACUCUUAAACAUAACCCCAAGCAAAAUGGCAUUGAUACCUACACCAGGCUGAGGGAAUUCUGGCAGCGCUAUUACUCUGCUCACUAUAUGACUUUAGUUGUGCAGUCCAAAGAAACUUUGGAUAUUCUGGAAAAAUGGGUGACAGAAAUCUUCUCGGAAAUCCCUAAUAAUGAUUUAUCUAGACCAGUGUUUAGCCACCUGACAGAGCCUUUUGACACACCUGAUUUUCACAAACUUUAUAGAGUUGUUCCAAUCAGAAAGACACACUCUUUGAACAUCACUUGGGCCCUUCCUCCACAAGAUCAGUAUUACAGAGUAAAGCCACUUCAUUAUAUUUCCUGGCUGGUUGGACAUGAAGGCAAAGGCAGUGUUCUUUCAUUUCUUAGAAAAAAAUUCUGGGCACUUGCAUUAUAUGGAGGAAAUGGUGAGACAGGAUUUGAGCAGAAUUCCACAUAUUCAGUCUUCAGUAUCUGUGUGACUCUGACCGAUGAAGGUUACAAGCAUUUCUAUGAGGUUGCUCAUGUUGUGUUCCAGUAUUUGAAAAUGUUGCAGAAAACAGGACCAGAUCAAAGAAUAUGGGAAGAGAUCCAGAAGAUUGAAGCUAAUGAAUUUCAUUAUCAAGAACAGACUGAUCCAGUUGAGUAUGUGGAAAGCCUUUGUGAAAAUAUGCAGUUGUUUCCAAAAGAGGACAUUCUGACAGGAGACCAGCUUCUAUUUGAAUACAAGCCAGAGUCAAUUGCUGAGGCUCUUAAAGAGCUGUGUCCCCAGCGAGCCAACCUUAUUCUAUUAUCUGCUUCCAAUGAAGGCCAGUGUCAUCUGAAGGAGAAGUGGUUUGGCACACAAUACAGCAUUGAAGAUAUAGAUAAACACUGGAGUGAUAUGUGGGCUAGUGACUUCAUGUUAAAUCCAGACUUGCACAUGCCUGAAGAAAACAGAUAUAUUGCAACAGAUUUUGCUUUGAAGGUCCCUGACUGUCCACAGACAGAAUAUCCAGUCAGUAUACUGAGUACCCAGCAAGGUUGUUUGUGGUAUAAGAAGGAUGAUAAAUUCAAAAUCCCUAAAGCUUAUAUCCGCUUCCAUCUAAUCUCACCGCUGAUCCAACAGUCUCCCGAGAAUGUGGUGCUUUUUGAUACAUUUGUGAACAUCUUUGCGCACAACCUUGCUGAACCUGCUUAUGAAGCAGAUGUUGCCCAGUUGGAAUACAAGCUGUUAGCAGGAGAGCAUGGAUUGAUCAUUCGUGUGAAAGGAUUCAAUCAUAAGCUAUCUCUGCUGUUUCAACUCAUCAUUGACCACUUAGCUGACUUCAGUUUUACUCCAGAGGUUUUUGAAAUGAUAACUGAGCAGCUGAAGAAGACUUACUUCAACAUCCUCAUCAAACCAGAGACACUGGCCAAAGAUAUACGCCUCUUAAUACUGGAACACGGCAGGUGGUCUAUGAUGGACAAAUAUGAAACACUAAUGAAGGGCCUUUCCAUUGAUUCUCUCUUGCUGUUUGUGAAGGCUUUCAAAUCUCAGCUCUUUGCAGAGGGCCUUGUCCAAGGAAAUUUCACAAGCAGUGAAUCAAAAGAAUUUCUGGAUUAUGUUGUUGAAAAACUGCAGUUCCUUCCUCAAGUGCACCCAUGUCCAGUACAGUUUCAAGUGAUGGACAUGCCAAGUGCUCAUCUGCUGUGCAAAGUGAAAACCCUUAACAAAGGCGAUGCAAAUUCAGAAGUGACUGUCUAUUACCAGUCUGGAGCCCGGAGUUUAAGAGAAUAUUCUCUCAUGGAAUUGCUUGUGAUGUACAUGGAAGAACCUUGUUUUGACUUUCUGCGUACCAAGCAAACCUUAGGAUACCACGUGUAUCCAACUUGCAGGAAUACAUCUGGGAUUCUUGGCUUCUCUGUUACUGUAGCAACGCAGGCAACCAAAUACAACUCUGAACUAGUGGAUAGGAAGAUAGAAGAAUUUCUUUCAUGCUUUGAGGAAAAACUGAAGCAGUUGACAGAGGAAGCUUUCAAUACACAGGUCACAGCUCUUAUUAAAUUAAAAGAAUGCGAAGAUUCCCAUCUGGGUGAGGAGGUGGAUAGGAAUUGGACAGAAGUAGUGACUCAGCAAUAUUUGUUUGACAGACUAGUCCGGGAGAUUGAAGCUCUCAAAUCCCUCUCUCGAUCAGAACUAGUUGAUUGGUUCCUAAUACACAGAGGCAAAGAGAGGAAAGUACUGAGUGUACAUGUGGUUGGAUUUGGAAAACACGAAGGCGAUGCAGACACUUCAGCCCCUCCAAGUAUUCACAGUCCCUCUUGCAGUGAAAUACCUCACCUUUCUUUCAUGGAUGCUGUUUCUUUGACUGAUGUUACUUGUAUCAAGGACAUCAAAGUGUAUACAUCAGCUCUCAAUGUUCUUCCAUACCAUAAGAUAUUAAAGUAACUCUUCAGACUGCCAUAGAAGGUUUAGUACAGCUUCACUACAGCAUACUUGGAGUGGUUCAGCAAAACACCUUUUAAAAAACUAACCACUGCCUUAAGUAACAUUGGUUUAGGUCUCUGGUUUACCAUGCUUACUGAAAAAUGUGUAACUGAAUACCUGCUACAUUAAAUAAUCAAACACAAGCAUUUUUUAAAAAGAAGCAAGGUAUGCAUAAGUAGGAAUGUUCUUGGUAAAUAGUAGAAAGAUGCAACAGAGGAGGAUUAAAAAGCUGCAUAAAGAACUAAAUCUGCCAGCAACCUGACUUGGGUGGACACGCAUGUAUGGACAAGACUAUCUUGGGCAUGGCAGGCUUCAGCUUAUUUGUGUGUGUCAUUUUAGGUUAAGGCAGCGUUUUAAACUUUCUCCAGAAAAUGCUAUUGGACUAAAAAAUUAAUAAGCUGUCUAUAUGUAAUAAUUUACCACUCAGAACAUUACAGGUGAUAGAAAGGGUGCCUGAGAUCAUCACAGGCAUCAUCUGCAUAAGGAAGUUCAAUAUAAGUGCUCCAAGAGCUAUCAUGUGCAAUAAAUUAAGAGUUGUUGGUCUUUUUUGUGUGUAGGUUGUUACACUGUAGAGGCUAUAAAAAGAAAUCUACCUCUUAAAUAACUUCAGCCCUCGUGGUUAUAGCUUAGAAGAGCCCCAUGUGUUUUAUUCACUAAAGCAAGUAUUCAAAUGGGGAUUUGACUGUCACUUUCAACAGGCCUGCACUGAGAUUCACAGAUACAUGCUUCCCUUUUAAAGCACAACGAGACUUAAAUCAAAACAACCAAACAUGAGUUUCUGCAGCCUUUCACGCUUUUCUUGGAGAAGCAUCUGGGCAAUCAGAGCAUACCAUUAGUCAUUCUAUGUAGUCAUAUAACAAUGAACAAAUUUUGGGAUCAGUUUUGCUAGAAGGGGUCCUAAGCUUUCAUAGGACAGUUCUUUCAGCAUACAUCAGUGAUUGCAUCUAUUGUUCCCUAUUAGAAACCCAGUGAUUAAAGCUUACUGUAUGUGUCUUUAAUUUGUAGGCACAGAAAUGGUAGGAAACAUCAGAGCUUCAUACUUCUCCCAGGAGAGACCACAGAACUUAAUUAUAACCCUUUUUAUAGACACAGUCUUUGUAUUUUCUUGGACAUAAUUCUGCAGGGAGAAAUAUGCAUGAAGUACAUCAAGAUUUUUUUUUUGGAGGGGGUGUAUUUCAAGUAUGCUUCUUUGUUUCAGUGUGCGCUGUCUUAUUCUUAUUCCUAACAGGUUCUAGGCUAGAUUGAUCACAUUAACUUCAACUUCAUACAGCGAAUUUUUUAUCACUGUCCAUUAGCACCAUAUGACAUAAGGAGAAAAUGGCAGAGAGAACAAAGUUGGUUUAAAAUGCCAACUAACUAGAAACUUAACAGCUACAAUAAAAUAGAACAGAAUUAUGUACGAAUUAAUGCUUUCUCUCUGUGUGACAGUCAUGUGAGUUCCCAUGGGCAUUAGUACUCUAGCAGUUUUUAAAAUAGUGGUGUUUGGAAGCUUGCAUUAAAAUUACGGCUAUAAGACUGAAGGUUUCUUUUUGCUUCUUUAUGUAACAGAAGCAUAUUGUCUCAGCUAUCAAAUUAGUAUUCUCCUUAUUUAGCAGAAUAAAUACCAUUUUAAGUGUUGCUGUUUCAAAGCAUUCUUGCUAUAAAAUAUUUACUCUGAAAUAAAACAAUGCAUACAUUUUAAAAUUAUUUUAUGAAGCAUUAAUAGA